CUUGAGUGAAAGUUGAAAAAGUAAAGAAACUAAAGAAAUUUUAAUAAAAACAAAAUGUUCUUAACCGAAAUUUUAAUAAUAUUGGCCACAAUCAUAGGCCUUUUAACAUUGUGGCUUAAGCAUCAUUACAACUAUUGGCAGCGUCAUAAGAUACCCUAUAUUAAGGCUCAUCCCAUCUUUGGCAAUUUUAAGGAUAUUGUUUUAUGGAAAAAAGAUCCCUGUGCCCAUUUCCAGAGUCUAUACGAUGAGGAGGGUGUAGUGGGUGGCAAACCUAAGGAUAAUCCUGUUAUUGGUUUACAUGUUUUCAAUAAGCCCUGUUUGCUGAUACGUGAUUUGGAAUUAGUGAAAAAUGUUUUAAUUAAAGAUUUCAAUCAAUUCUCUAAUCGUUAUUCAUACUCGGAUCCUCACUCGGAUGCAGUGGGUGCUAAUACUUUGUUCUUUGCUAAAAACCCCAAAUGGAAGAAUAUACGUUCGAAAUUGACUCCAGUAUUUGCUAGUGGUAAAAUUAAGCAAAUGUUCCCAUUAGUGGAAGAGAUUGGCCGUGAAUUGGACAAAUACCUUUGCAAUCUCACCGAAAAGACCCCCAAUAAUAAUGUGCAUGAAGUCAAGGAUAUUAACGCUCUCUACACCACCGAUGUCAUUGCCACUGUAGCCUAUGGUGUCCAGGCCAAUAGUUUAGUUAAUCCUAAUGGUGAUUUCCGUAUUAAUGGCAAACGCAUUUUUGAUUUUAACAAACGCCGCUCUUUGGAAUUCUCCUGCAUGUUCUUCUUGCCCAAAUUGGUGAAGUUAAUGAAAUUUAAAUUCUUCUCGCCCGAGACUACUACCUUCUUGCGUAAAACUAUUAAAUAUGUUAUGGAUGAACGUGCCAAGUCCGGUUUGAAACGUAAUGAUCUUAUCGAUAUUUUGGUUAAAUUCCGUAAAGAUGCUGAAACCGAUAAAACUCAUUUUGCCAAUGAAUUGGAUUCGGUUAUUGCCCAGGCCGCUAUUUUCUUUUCGGCUGGUUUUGAGACCUCCUCCGCCACCAUGUCUUUUACUUUAUAUGAAUUGGCCAAACAUCAAGAUGUUCAACAGCGUGUUAGAGAAGAGAUUCGUGAAGCUUUGCAUCAAAGUGAAAAUGGCGAGCUUUCCUAUGAGCAGUUGAAUGAAUUGAAAUAUUUGAAUAAUGUCAUUUUGGAAGUAUUGCGUUUUUAUCCUCCUUUACCCUUCUUGGAUAGAGAAUGUACUGCCGAUAAGGGUUAUUCGCUACAGCCACAUGUUGACUUCACCAUACCACCCGGCAUGCCGGUAUAUAUAGCUGCCAAUGCUUUGCAAAGGGAUCCUAGGUACUUUACUGAACCCGAAAAAUUCGAACCUGAUCGUUUUAAUCCGGAAAAUAAAUUAUACAACAAUUUGGGUGCCUACAUGCCUUUCGGUGUGGGACCUCACAAUUGCAUCGGUGAACGUUUUGGCAUGAUUCAGACUAAAGUUGGUUUGUUUAACUUUUUGCGCAAUCAUUAUGUAACCGUUUGCGAGAAAACCUCACCGGAAAUGAACUUGAGUCCCUAUGCCUUGAUUAUACAAUCGGCUGAUGGUAUUUACCUGAAUCUGGUUAGAGAUCCCUUAUAUUUUUUUAAAUCUAGAGCAAUGUGGUCGUUAAGUGAUUUAAAAGUUUUUGCUACAUUAAUCCUAAUUUUAUUCCUCACUUUAUAUUUCUACUUAAAAUAUCGCUAUAACUAUUGGACCCGCUAUGGGGUACCUCAAAUACCACCCACUAUGUUGGUGGGUAAUUUGGGACCUCUAUUGCGUUUAUCGAAAUGUUCAGCUCAGGUUAUCAAGGAUAUUUAUCAUCAUCCAGAGGCCAAGGAUAAGGCCAUUGUGGGCAUAUAUUUAUUUCAUACACCGGCUUUAUUAAUCCGUGAUCCAGAGCUGAUAAAACGUAUUUUAAUAAGAGAUUUUAAUAAAUUCUGUAAUCGUUACUCGAACUCGGAUGUCUUGGGUGAUCCUUUGGGUUCACAGAAUUUAUUCUUUUUGAAAAAUCCGGCCUGGAAGGAGAUACGUUUUAAGUUGACACCGUUUUUUACCAGUGGCAAAUUGAAACAAAUGUUUCCGCUGGUCGAGGAGGUCGGUCGAAAUCUCAACAAUUACCUUCUAAACAUGCCAUUCACCAACAACGAACAAAAUUCUUUUGAAUUGGAACUCAAAGAAUUCUGCGCCCUCUACACUACCGAUGUAAUAGCCACCGUGGCUUUUGGGGUCGAAGCCAAUUCAUUUAAAUCCCCAAAUGGUGAUUUUCGUCGUAAUGGUAGAGCAAUAUUUCACUUUAAUCCUCGGCGAGCCAUUAAUUUUAGUGUGGUUUUCUUUAUGCCACAUCUAGUACCAUAUCUGGGCAUUAAGGUGGUACCCGAUGAACAAACUGAAUUUUUACGUUCGACCAUGAAUUAUGUUCUGAACGAAAGAGAAAAAUCGGGUAAGACCCGCAAUGAUUUAAUAGACAUUUUAAUAGAAUUUAAAAAUUCUACCAAAUCGGAAUCGAAUAAAAGUGGUCAUAUAAAAUUUGAAGGUGAUUUAUUGGUGGCUCAGGCGGCUAUAUUUUUUACGGCGGGGUUUGAAUCCUCAUCGGCCACCAUGUCUUUUGCUUUAUAUGAAUUGGCUCGUAAUCCCCAAGUCCAAGAGAAACUAAGACGAGAGAUAGAAGAAGCUUUACAAAAAACCGGUGGUAGAAUAACCCAAACAUUGGUGGAUUCUAUGGAAUAUCUACAAAUGAUUAUAGCGGAAACUUUAAGAUUUUAUCCACCUUUGCCAUUUUUGGAUAGAGAAUGUUCAGUGGAGCAGCGUGAGCUUUAUUCUCUAAAGCCCUUUCAUGACUACAGCAUGCCCAGCGGUAUGCCCGCCUAUAUACCAGUUUACGCUUUGCACAUGGAUUCCCAGUACUUCCCCCAACCAUUGCAAUUUAAACCGGAACGUUUCUCAGCCGAUAACCGUAAAAACAUAACACCUUAUACUUAUAUGCCUUUCGGUUUGGGACCUCACGCCUGCAUUGGAGAACGGUUUGCUUAUUUACAAACUAAAAUUGGUUUAAUCGAAUUUCUACGUAAUCAUCGUGUUUCCUUAAGUGCAAAAACUUCACUACAUCCCAAACUUGAUCCGAAGGCUUUAAUUUUACAAUCAGAGGGUGGUAUUCACCUGAAUAUUAUUCGAGAUCCUUUAUGUUAUUAGAUGUUUAAAUAAUCC
Messenger RNA from Lucilia sericata (common green bottle fly), 3210 nucleotides. RefSeq lists its product as uncharacterized. The record is from RefSeq and is a predicted model, not a curated record. The transcript has 6 exons. The coding region runs from base 55 to 3195 and encodes 1046 amino acids. Gene Ontology annotation, biological process: response to DDT; insecticide catabolic process. Gene Ontology annotation, molecular function: iron ion binding; oxidoreductase activity, acting on paired donors, with incorporation or reduction of molecular oxygen; heme binding. NCBI's taxonomy places the organism in Eukaryota, Metazoa, Arthropoda, Insecta, Diptera, Calliphoridae.